Vombatus ursinus (common wombat) is the source of this 5531-nucleotide messenger RNA. RefSeq names its product zinc finger protein 839 (gene ZNF839). Lineage: Eukaryota; Metazoa; Chordata; Mammalia; Diprotodontia; Vombatidae. The record is from RefSeq and is a predicted model, not a curated record.
AUGAUGCUCAACGAAGUCGCCAUCCAAUGGCUUCCGCCUGAGGAUGUCGUCACUUCGGCUGCGCUCGUGCAGUUCCCGGGUUUUGAGCUCGAACUCGAGCUCGCGCUCGCGCUCCCGCUCCCGCUCCCGCCGCGCCUUCCAGGCUGAGCUAUGGCUGAAGCGGAGGCAGAGGAGAACGGCGAAGAGGGCGACGUCUUCCGGGAGCUCUCGACUCCAGUUCCCGGCAGGACCGCUGUCUGCAUCCCACCGGCGGGGAGUCUGGCAGAGAUCCCGGCCCCGUGGGCGGAGGCCGAGCCGCCGCAGCCCGGCUUCUUCUCUCCCCCGGCUCCCCUCGCGCCCGAGGACCUCCAGCGGGUGCUGGAGCAGGUGAAGAAAGCGCCGCCGCCGCCGCCCCGCCCCCACGGGACUGCGGGCCUCGGGCCGCGCGGGAGCUGCGGCUUUAGCGUCGUGCACGAUGCGGCCCGGCGGCUGCAGGACGCAGCCCAACAGGUGGCCCAGCACUGGGGUCCGGACCCCCCGCCGCCGCCGCCGCGGCUGCUGCCACCCAAGGAACUAGAAGCCAUUCGUGUCAAGGUAAAAUCCGGAGAAAGGCCAAUGCCACCUCUUGCAGCAAUCCAGCCCAAAACAAUAACUUUGAGUCAACCAUUGAAUGGGAAUACAGAUUUGUUAGGAUUAAGCGUUGUUAAUCCUCCGAUUAUUCGGAUACAGCCUCUUAUGAGAAGUGAACCACAGGAUUUGACAAAUACUUCACCUCCACCUCCUCUUCAACUUCUUGUGCAGAGACCACUACCUCCUCUUGGACCAGUUUCUGUGGAGAAGUUUAUGGCACAUAAAAUGCUGAAUGGACAAAGGGCUACAUUUGUUCCUUUGUCUGCUUCUAACACGUCAAAAAUUACAUCAUCGGCAGUUAUGUCCAGUUCAGCAGAUUUGCUUAUUUCCACCCCUGAGAGUGAGUGCACUGAAAAGUUAAAAAAAUCUUUAAAAGUGAAAACCCGAUCAGGGAGAAUUUCACGGCCACCAAAAUAUAAAGCUAAAGAUUACAAGUUCAUCAAAACUGAGGAUUUAGCUGAUGGGCACCAGUCAGAUUCAGAUGACUAUUCAGAACUUAACGUGGAAGAAGAAGAUGACAAAAGGGGGAAAGAUACAUUAUUUAAUUCUUCAAGUGAUUACCUGAAGCCUAAAACUUUUAAGUGUCAGACUUGUGAAAAGUCAUAUAUAGGACAAGGAGGACUAGCACGACAUUAUAAACUUAAUCCAGGUCAUGGGCGGCUGGAACCUAAAAUAUUGGUAUCUGAUAAGUCUGAUGGAAGUGGAGAAGCAGGAGGUGGCACUGUGAAUAUAAUGGCUCCUGUGCCAUCAAUCCCAACUGCUUUAAAUAGUGAAGGUACACUAGCUUCGUGCGUGGCAGGACCAGAUUCAGCAUGGAAUGGGCAACAGAACUGUGAUUCUGAAGAAGCUGGAAUAUUAUUGGAGUCAGAAGAAAAAAAUGGAAUUCGCUUGGCAUGUUGGGGAUCCAGGAGGAGGACCAGAGGAUCUAAAAGAAAUAGAAGACUAAAGGCAUCUGUAAAGUCAAGCUGUUUAAGCAAACACAGCAUUUCAGUUCAAUCUACUUCAUGCAUAGGUGUACCAGCAGAACAAAAUGUAGUGAAGAAUAAAGCAAAGCUCAAAGAGUUGCUCCAGCAGUGUGACCAUGAAGAUUUAAUGAAACUGGCUCUACCGCGUCUAAGUGAGCUUGUAACUGUCUAUGAAUUUCUUCUCAUGAAGGUUGAGAAGAGUCAUCCAACAAAACCUUUUUUCCCAGAUGUAUAUAAGGAAUUUGAAGAGUUGCAUAAGAUGGUUAAGAAAAUGUGUCAAGAUUACUUCAGUAACUCUGUUCUGAGUUCUCAGCAGCCCUUGGAAAUAAAAAAUAAUGAGGUUGCUAAGUCACUGGGAAUUACAGAAGAGCUUCUACAGAAGAAAGAACUGGAAAAGAAUGGCAUUUUGCCUCAAUAUAUACUCAGUGCAGUUGAAGUGGGGCUAGGUGAAAUUACUGGACAGAAAAGAGAAAAUGAGAUACUUGAAGAAGUGCUGGUGCCAGUCAAAAGAACCAGGAUAGAAAGUGAAUCCAAGAACAUGAAUGAUAAUUAUGCUAGUCACAGUGGACUCAAGGAGAAAACCAUACCUUUGUGUAACCAAGUUAACACUGAAGGUUUCAACCUCCAGCUUAAUAGGACUACCUGUCAGUCUUCAGAAGAAACUUAUAAUGUGGCAGUCAUUGAUGGUGGGAGUCACAUGUUAAAUGCUGACCAGCCACCUAAAGCAUUUACUGAUGUAGAAGGCAACAAUGAGCCUCCUAAAGCAUUUGCUGAUGUAGAAAGCAAGAAUGAACCUGCAGGUUCUGUCAAUCUAUACCAGGCUGUUGAAGGAAUGCAAACUUCUUCCCAGUUAGAAGAUCCAGGUAGCCUAUUUCAAGAACAAACAGAGUUGCUCCCUGAAUAUGUUCAUAAUCACCCCCCUGACCAGACUAUUUCUGAUGAAUCUGCUAUUUCUGAUUUCUGUUGUACUGCGUUAUCGGAUAAAGAUUGCCCAUGGUCUGGGCAUGAGGUUCAAAACAGAAGAGAGAAUGAAGAUUGUAAAUCCCAUCAGGAAUUUUUUAAUCCAGGUAAUGAGAUUCAUGAGAUAACACCACAGCCUGAAAAUACUUUGUCAACAGACAUUCCCAUGGACAAUUCAUGCCGGACUUCUUCAGAAUCACAGCAUCACCCUUUAUUAGAAGCAUCUAUGCCCGCUGAGGACAUUCUUGAAAAUCCUACUGAAAAUUUGGACCAGUUCCCUGAGUCAUUACAGAAUGUCCAAAGACAACAGGAGAGUGCAGUUGCUGUAGGUGAAACUCUGGCCUUUGAAAUUCCUGAUGAGAGCCAGGAAUUGUCUCAGGGACAUGAACAGAUUUUUAUUCAAACUUCAGAUGGGCUUAUCCUGUCCCAUCCAGGUACAGUUGUAUCUGAGGCUAAUGAUAUUGUUAUAGUAACAGAGGUUAAUGGUACUGCAGUGCACAUCAGUACACCUGAUGGACUUCCUUUAGAAACACUGGAAGCAUUGCUGGCGGUAGAAAGAGAAAGCCAGAGUGAGAGCAUUAUGAACUCUCAUAAUUAAAUAGUACCAGAAGCAUAGUUUUUACAUUUAUACAUAAUUGUCUUAAGAAAUGGUCUUUUUCAACAAAAGUCUAUUUUUCUAAUGUGAAUACUGAAACAAGUGGACCUUUUAUUUAUAAAGAAUUAUCUUAUUUCUACAAUGAAAUGUACUUUUUUAUGUAUCUUGUCUGAACUGAAAAUAGCUAAAUAUAACCAAAAACCAUGUUGGUUUUUGAUUUCAAACACCUUUUAAAACUUCAAGAGCUUGUGAUGAAUGUUGUGAAAACUGCAUUAUCACUUGUUUCAUGAAACCGUUUACAACUCUUGAAUUCCCGUUCCACCCCCCACAAUGCAGUUUGCUUCACUGCAUUUUGACAGUGAUGUCUAUAUUGGAAACUUCUUGAAAGCUAUAUUUUAACAAAAUUGAUUGCACGGUAUUUUCCUUGGUAAUAGAAUAUCACCAUUACUAUCCCAGUUUUAGAGAUCAGAUGGAAGAACAAUUUCUUUGUGGUCUGUUUCAAGAAAGAACUAGUGUGAUAGUCACAUCUCACUGUGAAAAAGUAAAGAGGCCCUUCAGAUUCUAAGAUGUCUGUUUGACUCAGUUUUUAAUGAUUUUUUUAAAACAGAAUUUGCCUUAGUCUGUGGUAAUUAAUAUUCUACACUGAAAACCGUGAUAUUUUAGUCAUUUAUACUAAAUAGUCCAUGGGUGGAUAAAAAAAGAAAUUUUUGACCUAGUCCUUUCUUUUCCACAAAGGGUUACAAGACUUAAAUAGGACAAUCAGAAUUAUAAAAAGCAGCAUAUAAUCAAGUGCCAAAAUAUGUAAUAGACUAUCAUAGUAUUUCUCUUUUAAAGUAUAAUUUUGGAUUAUCUCUUUUGAGUCUCACAGUACUCUUUUUCUAGUACUAAAAUUUCUUGGUGCUUUUUCCUUCUAAAACAAUGUUUUAUUAAAUUUUAUUUACACUUCUGCCAUUUCCCAAUAUUCAUGUACUACUCCCCUUCCUCUUUCAUAGCAAUGAAAAUGACAAAUUGAUGUCUAACAGCAUGUGUGUCAUUCUUCACCUGUAAUGAUGUUUCGUUUAUCAGUCUUUAGGAUUUAAGACUGGUCAUUACAUUUAUGUGAGUCCUCCUAUCUUUUAGUGUUAUUUUCUCAAUUUUAAAUUAUUUUUUUUUUGACUGGUAUUUUCUCUUACAGCAUUUGUGGUCAUUGUGUGGAUUUUUACCAGGAUUCUGCCUUCUUUAUUUUUCAUUGGCCAGUAUAAGCCCUCCCAAGUUAAUCUGAAUUCUUAGAUUUGUAAUUUCUUAAUGGCACAGUAAUAUCUCAUUGUAUUCAUAUGCCAUAGUUUGUUCCUAGUUUAUGGGAAUAAAUUCUCACUGUUUUCCAUCUUCCUUCCCUCUUUUUGAUGCUAUUAAAAGUGUUGGCAGAAUUAAUUUGAUAUAUAUAUAUAUAUAUAUAUAUAUGAGACACCUUUAUCUCUUGUCUUUGACAUCCUUAGGGUAUACACCCAGUCUGGAGUUUUUUUUUCCUAUUUGAGUGUUAUAUUGAAGGCUUUAUUUUGCAUCACUAUCACUUCACAAUAAUGCUCCCUACCCUCAGUGGAACCCUCUGGAACGUAAACCUGCUGUGAAUAGAGACUGUUUUUCCUUGUAAUUGUAUCCCUAAUGCCCAGCAUGGUACUGAGCACAUAUUGGAUACUUAAUACUUAUUGACUUAAAACAAGUAAGUAUAGUCAAGCAAAACAUUACCACAUUGGUCAUGGGUGAAUACCAGUGUAUCAUUUCUUACCUCUAUUUCCUACUUCUGGUGACAGAGGGAGGGGGAAGCAUGCUUCAUUGCUAUUAUUUUAUUUUAUUUUUUGGGGGGUUAGGCAGUGGGGUUAAGUGACUUGCCCAAGGUCACACAGCUAGUGUUAUGUGUCUGAGGCUGGAUUUGAACUCAGGUUCUCCUGACUCCAGGGCCAGUGCGCUAUCCACUUAACCACCAGGUGCCCCUCAUUGCUAUUCUUUUGAAUCUAUAAAUGGUGACUACAUUGAUCAAAGUUCUAAAAUCUUUUUUCCCCGCAUCAUAUAGAUUGUUUUCCUAGUUCUGACUUACUCUGCCUUCAGGUGAUGAAAGUCUUCCCAAGUUUUCCUGAAGUCUCCAUACUUGCUGUUUGUUACAGUGCAGUAAUUACAUUCAUAUACCAUAAUUUAUUGUCAUUCUUCAAUUAGUGGACAUUUAUUUCUCUUCUAGUUCAUUAAAAUUUUUUAAAUUUAUACUUUUUAAAAUGUCAUUCAUUUCUGAAUUUAUCCUCCUUCCUACUGGUAACUACUACCCAAGCAACACUCCCGUUGUAACAAAUGUUAAAAAAGAGAAAAGGAUUAUGUGCAAUAUUCUAGUCCUCUACCUCUGUAAUAAAAGGUGGGAAAGUCCAGUUUUUUAA